UGGAAGUGUACUGUGCAAGACAGCUUGGGCACGAGCGUCAUGCAUGGGUGUCCUGGUUGUGCUCGCACGUACACCUAGAUUCUAGCUCAAAUCCUGUCCUCGCACCAGACCAGGAUGUCCCGGCAAAUGACCGGCCGGCGGGUCGAGAUUCCUCAAAAGUUGACCUUGACCUUUGAUUACAGCAUUUGGAGCACUACAUAGCUUGCAAAACUGACGGCCCUGCGUCCUGGAGCGCCGCUGGAAGUCUACAGGACUCUGCAAGCUGUUUCUGGUCGCACACACCUCGCUCCCGUUCUGUCGCAUCCCAGGAUGUCCCAAGAUGCAGCGAUCGGCAGCGCCUACACUACUCUGCGUCGAUCGACCCGAUCAGUCAGUACGACCUCGCCAGCCUCCAAGACACCGCUUGACCUGUCCAAGUAUGCAUUUGCAUCAUCAUCAUCUUCACCGAAGCGAGUCAAGAAAGAGUCUCCCAUGACGCCCACAUCGGCGAAGACGGCUUCCACUAGCACUGCCGAUGCUUCUUCACCCUCCACCCCUCGGUCAUCGAAGCGGGCUCGAGUCAAGUUGGAGCCUAUGACUCCCGAGACUUCUGGUAUCGAGCGACCACCCACUCCGAAAUCAUCCAGCAAGAAGCCGAUGCCCCUGCUCGCACUAGACAAGCCGCACCCGGCUCCGCCAAAAUGGGAAGAGCAGUACCGUUUGAUCGAACGGAUGAGAAAGGGCAUCAUCGCUCCAGUGGAUGAUAUGGGAUGUGAACGCCCGAGAACCGCCAACGAGGUCUCGCCAAAGACACUCCGAUUCCACGUCCUCAUCUCCCUCAUGCUCUCCUCCCAGACGAAAGACGCUAUCACCUCCCAGGCAGUGACCAACCUUCAUCAGACACUACCGGGCGGAUUGACAGCCGAGUCUCUGGCUGCAGCCCCGGAAGACGUCGUUCAGUCCUGCAUCAACAAGGUCGGAUUCUGGCGCCGAAAGACGGAAUACAUACAGGAUGCUGCGAGAAAGCUCCUGGAGAGAGAAGGAGAGGAUCAGGGGGACGUACCCAAUACCUUGGAGGGUUUGUGCGAGUUGAAGGGUGUCGGACCAAAGAUGGCCUUUUUGGCAUUACAGUGUGCUUGGGAUAUUAACGCUGGUAUUGGCGUCGAUGUCCACGUCCAUCGGAUCACCAACCGGCUCCGAUGGCACAAGCCUCAGACGACGAAUCCUGAGCAGACCCGGCUAAAUUUGCAAUCAUGGCUCCCAAGUGAGCUCCAUAAACCGAUCAAUCCGAUGUUGGUGGGAUUCGGGCAGUGGGCCCUCGGUGUGACCUGUGUCUCCUGGGACAGCGCAAGCUGUGUCCCUCGCGUGUCUCGAAUGUCAAGGCUGAAGGUCGAAAAGAAGUGAGCUUCACCUUUACGACGGAAGAAGAGGAUGAGAGUGGGACGGCCAAGGUGGAGAUAAAGUAUGAGGAGAUACUGCCUACUGUCGAAGGAGAGCAGGUAGGGGAUGUGGUCAAGAAGGAAGAAAAUGAAGAUCUGGUCGAGUCCGAGGCGCCAUUACAGGUCAAGGAAGAACGGGUGUUGGAGAUAUUGGAUGAGGUUGAUG
Messenger RNA from Kockovaella imperatae, 1584 nucleotides. Its product is annotated as DNA glycosylase. NCBI's taxonomy places the organism in Eukaryota, Fungi, Basidiomycota, Tremellomycetes, Tremellales, Cuniculitremaceae. Gene Ontology annotation, molecular function: DNA-(apurinic or apyrimidinic site) endonuclease activity; oxidized pyrimidine nucleobase lesion DNA N-glycosylase activity. Bases 310 to 1383 code for a protein of 357 amino acids. Gene Ontology annotation, cellular component: nucleus. The record is from RefSeq and is a predicted model, not a curated record. Gene Ontology annotation, biological process: base-excision repair, AP site formation; base-excision repair; nucleotide-excision repair. The transcript is spliced from 6 exons.